Messenger RNA from Aegilops tauschii subsp. strangulata, 2889 nucleotides. RefSeq names its product putative disease resistance RPP13-like protein 2. Gene Ontology annotation, molecular function: ADP binding. Gene Ontology annotation, biological process: defense response to other organism. The record is from RefSeq and is a predicted model, not a curated record. NCBI's taxonomy places the organism in Eukaryota, Viridiplantae, Streptophyta, Magnoliopsida, Poales, Poaceae.
UAAAGUGUCGCCAUGGUGGACGCGCUGAUCGGGCCGCUGGUGGGGAGGCUCCAGGGGCUGGCGCUGAGCCAGGCGCAGGCGCUGGUGGCGGUGAAGAAUGACAUCGGGAGGCUCGGUGACAAGCUCAUGUUUCUGCAGGCCUUCCUCCGCGAGGCCGACGCCAAGCACCAUCUCUUCUCCGACGAGAUCACCAGGGUGUGGCUGAAGCAGACGCGCGACGCCGUCUUCGACGCCGAGGACGCGGUCGAUCACUACUACGUCCAGGUCGACAUGUCAAGGUUUCCAUGGUGGGCUCGUCCAAGUAUGAGAUAUGUUGCAACCUUUACAACACAAGUAAGCAUGCGACACAAGCUGUCUACAAAAGUAAAGGAUAUCAACUCAAGGCUCGAGGACAUCAUUGAAAACAAAGACAGAUACAAAAUGGAGCUCAAUAACACGAAGUCAGAAUUAACAUGGAAAGCUUCUACAUCAAUAUCUUAUGCCCAUAGAAAUAUGGAUGAUUUACUGCCACCACAUGUGCCAAUACACGAAGAUUGCCAAAAGAAACUCGAGAAAGUUUUUCUUACUCCCACUGAACAUGAGAAACUGCAGAGUGAAGAUCACCAUCCGGUUGUGAUCUCAGUGUUUGGAAAAAGUGGCAUUGGCAAGACAACUCUCGUGAGAGAAGUAUAUGAUAAAAUAGCAAAGAAGAAAAUUUUCCAUGUUCAUGCUAUGGUGAGUUUUGUACCUUAUAUGACGGCUACCAAUAUCGUGCUGCAAAUCAUUCAAAAGCUGGCAAAAGAUGAUGAGAAUUACACUAGAAGUGAUGUCGACAGAAAAUUUGAAGAUCAAAUAAGAGGGAAAAAAUACUUGCUAGUGGUAGAUGGUGAAGUUAGCAGCACUGACUGGAAGAAAUUUCUACCUAACCUCAAAGUCGGUGCUAAAGGUAGUAGAAUAGUGCAUAUCACACAGUAUAAACCAGAAGAGCCAUCUAUCAGCUAUCAUCAUGAAAUCAUUAAGUUGGAAUGUCUUGGACAGAAGAAGGCUAUAGAACUAUUCCAUAAGAGGCUACUCCAUAUUGAUGUACAUGAUGAAAAUUUGCAUGAGCACCACCAAGUAAUGCAUAAAAUCACCGAAGGGUUGCCACUUGGUAUUGUUCUUUUAUCAGGUCUUGUACAAACAAAGGAAUCCCAAAGUGAGUGGAACAAUGUAUUUGACUAUCUUAAGUCCAACCAAUCAAAGCGACUACACAGGAUAAUAUCUAUGUGCUUUGAUGAUCUACCACCUGAGCUGAAGUGUUGCUUCCUCUACUUUGCUGCAUUACCGACCAACAUCAAGAUUGAGUCCCAUAUAUUGGUGUGCAUGUGGAUGGCAGAGGGAUUCCUAAGACCAAGUGUUGGGAAGACAAUGGAGAAGCUGGGAUACAUCUACUUGAAUGAGUUGAUUGCAAGAAAUCUAGUUAAGCCUGUGCAUAUGGAUGAGGAAGAUACAUCUAGUGCCGGGAAAAUCUUCGUAACCAUCCAGAACAAAGUCCAUGAAUUUUUGCAGUUUCAAGUACAGGAGGCAAGUUUUGUGGAAGUCCACAGCGGUGAUGACAUCCCCACAUUAACAAGUGCUCGUCGCCUCUCUCUGCAGAAUUCCGUAGAUAAACAUGUCUCUCUUCAGAAUUCCACAGAUAAAUAUUCUGUCCUAGCUAGUUAUUUGCCGAAGCUACGAUCCAUAUUCUCACAUUUUGAACAAGAUCCCAAAGAUUCCAAAGAAGAUAAAACUUAUUUAUGUUGCUCGCCUCAAAUUAGGAAAAUCUCUAAGUGGAAGAGGAACAAAUACAUCAAAUCACAUAUACAAGGAUUAUUGGAUAGAUCUGAGUUCCUUCGUGUCAUCAAUCUACAAGGCAUUGAGAUUGGUAAGAGGUUGCCAUAUGAAAUAGGCAAUAUUGUGCAUUUGCAGUACCUUGGAAUUACAUCUUGUUCAUUAGAGGAAAUCUCGCGAUCCAUUGGAAGGCUCACUAGUCUUCAAACACUAGAUGUGAGGGGAACUAAAGUUCGGGAGCUCCCAUUGUCCUUUUGGAUGAUUAAAGCACUAAGGCAUGUUUUUGGUAGUUUCCUGAAAUUUCCUAAGAAAAUUGGUAGGUUGAACCACCUACAGACACUUGACUCCAUACAACUUGAUCCAUUGGAGCAUCAUUUGGUUGGGACAUUAGGUGAGAUGAUCCAUCUUGAGUACUUAAGGGUUGGGUAUUCUCCAGAAGUGAAUGUGGCGUCUCUUUCAAAUGCUCUAAACAAGCUAGAGAACCUUAAGACUCUUAUCAUAAAAGGUGAAAAAAUUCCAUCAAGUGUGUUCACUAGCUACACUCAUCGUCGCCUCAAGUUCAUAGUACUAGAAGGAAAGCUGGAUUUGCCAUCUAAGUUGAAUGGUGUAUUUUUCCUUCCUAAUCUCAUUACUCUUUCACUGGUGAGAACAAGUAUAUCUCAAGAAUUCAUUGACAAGUUGGCUGAGCUACCCUUUCUUGCCAUCCUUUGCUUGUAUUCCAACUCUUGCAGGGAUGACCAUCUUGUCUUCUCUCCUGGUGGAUUUUGUUGCCUGGAGAAGCUCAUGAUUGAUGUGGAAGAACUAAAGAGAGUUGAGGCAAACCAUGCGCUUCCAAAACUCAGGGAGUUGGAUAUUCACUCCCACUACGGUGAAUAUUAUUGUCUCUUUACUAAGGAAAACGCCAAUCACAAGAAGAAUAUUAUGGUUGAUCUGAAUAAGAAAAUUGUUGAAAGGAAAACUUCGAUCGUUAGAAGACUAUUUGGUUGAUCUUCUGAAAAAGGGAAGUGUUGACAUUUGAUGAACAACUCAAAAUGACACCCAUGAGCUAAAAUGGUAUGCUUUUACCAAGUUAUUAUUUGUGUGACUAGUGGACUCGUUGUA